GAAUCUGGGGGGCCCCUCACCGAAAAGGAAGCGGCUGCCCGAGGUCUCGUAGGUUACUCAGGCCCCGGCGAACGAAAAGAGAAGAAAAAGCCUGGCGGGCCUCCCUCCGGCCGCUUCUUCUUCUGGCACUAAGAAGACAGCCACUGCUCGCGUGCCGACCGAAAAGAAGAAGGCCGCGCCCGCCCCCUCGUCCCGGAAGAAGCCCCC
Messenger RNA from Amoebophrya sp. A120, 207 nucleotides. The record is from the annotation of a GenBank genome assembly. Lineage: Eukaryota; Dinophyceae; Syndiniales; Amoebophryaceae.